AUGCGGAAAUCAGGAGCGGAAAGGCAAUAUCCCAGAUCGGAAGAUGGUGAUCUGCUCUGGACGCCCGGCUUGGAAAAGAAGGCUAACGGCGUGGGAUGCGGUAUUAGGAGCAAUCAAGGCCGGAGGACAAUCUACGACGUAGGGGAAAGAACGAACCAUCGUCCGGCAGCGGCCGUCGAGAGCGACGGAGGCGAGAAACUGCCCGUAGUCACAACAAUGGGGUGCGCUUUCAUUAACUACUACUACCGCUGCUACCGCUGCUAG
Messenger RNA from Grosmannia clavigera kw1407, 264 nucleotides. RefSeq lists its product as uncharacterized. The record is from RefSeq and is a predicted model, not a curated record. The transcript is spliced from 2 exons. The coding region runs from base 1 to 264 and encodes 87 amino acids. NCBI's taxonomy places the organism in Eukaryota, Fungi, Ascomycota, Sordariomycetes, Ophiostomatales, Ophiostomataceae.